Molecule: messenger RNA, 2753 nt
Organism: Triticum aestivum (bread wheat)
Lineage: Eukaryota; Viridiplantae; Streptophyta; Magnoliopsida; Poales; Poaceae
Product: pentatricopeptide repeat-containing protein At1g22960, mitochondrial
Exons: 2
Coding region: 133-2265 (710 amino acids)
Molecular function (GO): protein binding
Source: RefSeq, a predicted model, not a curated record
AAACUCGUAUGCACAAGAGAGGGCCACGCUGCCAUCUUUCAGACCGCAUCGAACUCCUCCUUUCCGCCGCCGCCGCCGCCGCCGCAGCCAUUCAUGGCGAGGCGCCGCCGGGGAGGAUUCGAACAUUAAUCCAUGCUAUUCCCCACCCGUCCCUGUAAAUCCCAAGCUCCUGCCGCCGUAGCUGCUAUCUGCAGCCUCCGCCCCUCCUCCUCAUCGCCGGCGCUUAUUCCUUCCCCGUAUCACGACGACAACCCAUUCGCCUCACUACUCACUUCCGAUCCCCCUCCGCCGGAUCCGCUCCGCCAGGUUCUCGCCACGGGAGACGUCCACGGCGCGCUCCGCGGCCUCCCUGGCCUCGCUCGCCAGCUGUUCCGGUGGGCGGAGGGCACCCCUCACGGUUUCCCCCGCUCCGCCUCCGCAUUCGCCGCCGUCCUUGUCCCGCUCGCUGAGGCCAGGCGCAACCGCUCCGCUUAUCCCGUCUCCCUCCGCGCUAUCCAGGCUGGCCUUCUCCUUCCCCUCAUCUCUCUCCUCCUCACGUAUCCCCUGUCCCCCUCCUCCCACCACCUCCUCAACUUCCUCUUACGCAUGUCCACCAAGUUUGUGCCCGAAUGCCAAGCUCAGGACCCUGCGCCCACCAGCUGUUCGACACAAUGCCUUUCCGCCUUCCAAGAGAUGGCGCGUCAAGGUGUCGCCCCUUACGUCAAGGUGUGCAACUGCGUGCUCUCUGUGCUGUGCGACGCGGCCAGGUGGGACGACAUGCGUGCUGUGUAUUCAGAUAUGCUUCAGCUUGGGGUUGAGCCAUCCAUUGUCACAUACAAUACAUUGCUGGAUUCUUUUUGUAAGGCAGGGAGGAUCGAUCAGGCUGUCAUGCUGCUCAAGGAUAUGGAGGCCCAAGUUGCUGGCUGCUUGCCGAAUGAUGUCACCUAUAAUGUGGUGAUCAGUGGGCUGGCCAGGAAUGGUGAGCUGGACAAGGCGGCUCAACUGGUUGACAGAAUGCGGUUGUCCAAACAAGCGUCAGCCUUCACAUAUAAUCCACUUAUCAGUGGGUUGUUAGCAAGGGGUUUUGUUGAAAAGGCUGAUGCUUUGCAGCAGGAGAUGCAGAAUGAUGGCAUUGUGCCAACGGUGGUGACAUACAAUACAUUGAUUCAUGGGUUAUUUAAAAGAGGGAACGUGGAGGCGGCAGAGUUGAAAUUUCUGGAAAUGAGGGCAAUGGGGUUGCAGCCAGAUUUGAUUACUUACAAUUCCUUGAUAAAUGGACAUUGUAAGGCAUGUAAUUUGAAGCAGGCACUUUGGUUGCUUGGUGAUUUGAGACGUGCAGGGCUAGCACCGACAGUUAUGACAUAUAACAUCCUUAUAGAUGGCUAUUGUAGAUUAGGUAAUUUAGGGGGGGCUAUGAGAUUCAAGGAGGAGAUGAGAGCAGAGUGCUGCCUGCCCGAUGUUUGUACAUAUACUAUUCUUAUGAAUGGGUCAUGUAAGGUCAAGAACAUUGCUAUGGUAAGGGUGUUCUUUGAUGAAAUGCUGAGUAAGGGUUUAAAGCCAGACUGCUUUGCUUACAACACAAGGAUUUCAGCAGAGCUGACUCUAGGUGCUAUUUCCGAUGCUUUUCAGUUGAGGGAGGAGAUGAUGCCGAGUGGAAUUUCUUCCGAUACAGUUACAUAUAAUAUUCUUAUUGAUGGACUGUGCAAGGCUGGUAGCCUGAAAGAUGCCUAUGUGUUGUGGAUGAAGAUGGUCAGUGAUGGGUUACAACUUGACUGUGUCACAUACACUUGCUUGAUUCAUGCACAUUGUAAGUGGGGGCUUCUAAGGAAAGCAAAUAAUAUUUUUCGUGGCAUGGUUGCAAGUGGUUUGUCACCCUCGGCUGUGACCUAUACCAUUUUUAUUCACACAUACUGUAGGGUGGGAGAUCUUGAUUCAGCAUAUGGCUGGUUCCGGAAGAUGCUGGAAGAAGGAGUGGAACCUAAUGAAGUAACAUAUAAUGUGCUCAUGAAUGCACUAUGCCGGAUAGGGAGAACUGAAUUGGCUUAUCAAUAUUUUCAUGAGAUGCUGGAGAGAGGAUUGGUGCCAAACAAAUACACAUACACUUUGUUGAUAGACGGGAACUGUAAAGAAGGUAACUGGGUGGAGGCUGUAAGGCUGUACUGUGAAAUGCAUCAGAAAGGUAUUCAUCCAGACCAUUGUACACAUAAUGCCUUGUUUAAGGGAUUUGGUGAAGAUCACAUGCACGACACAAUUCAGUACUUGGAGAAUGUUGUUUUGGGUGCAUAGGACGGUCUUCAAGAAAGGUUCGUCUUGGCCUUGCUUGGUGGAAAACUCUAUGACAGACGGAAUUUGGGGUGACACUCUGGAUAAAGGAGCUAUGUGAUUUCCAGACAGAUAACACAAACAGGUCCUUCUCUUGCUGUGUGAACUUCCUCACAAUUUCCCCCUGGUCAUAUGCUCAUGGUCAUGGAGAAACAACCCCCAUUGUUUUUUCUUUUCUUUCGAUAAGGCAUAAUGGAAAUCUUUUGACCAUGCCUCCCCAGUAUCUACUAUCUCAAAAGUGAAUGGCUAUGGACCUUUUGGGCCGAGCUUCAACAAUAACAUAUAGGCUUUCUCUUGGUAAGAUACUACCAAGAAUUUUGUAAAACGAAUAAUCCUUGUACCACAGAUUCACGGUCAAUUUUGCCAUAGUCAUCUGACACACACAUUGACUUGUCAGAUAUGUAACACUGUUCCCAUUCUUUGGAUCAUUUAAUGGAUUCUCUUCUUCUCAA